CUCACCGAGUCUGUGCCCGAUUGAUCGGCAAAUGCGAUACGCAGAGGGCAAUACAUACAAAAAGCGCCUAAACCCUACCAAGCCCAGUCGUCGGUUUCACUGCAGACUCCGUAUUCUCUAAAGCCCUUAUUUCGCGUCGCCAUGGCCGCGGCUCUCUCCAGAACUCCAAGAUGUUUGCCCCUGCCUUCCAAACUCCUUUCUUCUUUCACUUAUUCAACUACUGCACCCAUUCAACCUAAUCCCGAUUUGCCAUUCCCUUCAUUUCGUGCUGCCAAAUCCGCUAUUUUGUCCGAAUCAGAUCCUGACAAGCUUGCUCAAACCUUCAUCCAAUCUUCCCAGCUUCCCAGCUUUCGCCGCCACCGGCCUAUCUACCACCUAUCUAUCCGCAAACUCGCCCGUUCCCAGCGUUUCGACCUUAUUGAUGCCAUCCUUCAAACCCACCAGAAAUCGCCCUCCCUCAAACCUGAAGGCUUCUGGAUCCGCCUCAUGAUGCUCUACUCCAGUGCCGGCAUGACGGAUCAGGCGAUGCGCACUCUCGACCAUGUAAUCCAGAACAAAUCUUGCGACCUGUCCGAGAAAUCACUUUGUGCUGUUCUCUCUGUAUAUCUCAACAAUUCGUUGCCUGAGAAGGUCCAUGAGAUGUUUAGAUGUAUUCCGGAGAAGCUUGGUGUUACUCCGACGGUGGUUUCCCACAAUCUGGUAUUAAAAGCUUUUGUUCAACAAAACGAUCUUCAAUCGGCUCGCAAUUGGAUCGAGGAGUUGUAUAAGGAUGUUAAGAUCGUUCCAAAUAUUGACUCGUACAAUAUUUUACUAGGGGCUUACUUGAAGAACGGCGAUUCGGUCGGCUUUGAUGGGAUUGUGAAGGAAAUUUCAAAGAAGGGUUUGGAGUUUAAUUUGGCCACUUACAAUUACAGGAUUUCAAGGCUGUGCAAAAACAAGGAGUGCGCUCGGGCUAAGAAAAUGUUGGACGAGAUGGUUUUGAAAGGCGUGAAGCCCAAUUCUGCUGUUUAUGAUAUGAUCAUUCAUGGCUUCUGCAAUGUAGGGGAUAUUGAAUCAGCUACCAAAGUUCUUCAGGGUAUGCUGGCGGAUGGCUACGUUUCCCCUAGUUCGCGUACUUAUUAUACUUUGGUUCGGAGCAUGGUUAAGGAGGGAGAGUUCGAUUCGGCGUUGGAGACCUGUAGAGAGAUCAUAAAGAGGAGGUGGGUUCCUCCAUUUGAGGCAAUAGACGGUCUAUUUCGUGGUUUGGUGAAUAUGUCGAGGGUGGAGGAGGCAAAAGAGGUUGUUGAGAAGAUGAAAAAGAAACUCAAAGGCUCUGCUUUGGAGUCGUGGGGAAAAGUUGAAGCUGCUCUCCCUCUGUAGAAGCCAAUUCAAUUCAAUUGGAAGUGAAUAUUGGGAUGGGAUUGCUGAGAUAUCUGUGAGGUUGUUUACCGGUAACAUACAUGCACGCACAUAUUUGAUACUGAUCUGUUUUGUAGGUUAUGUCAUGGCAUGACUUUAUUUAUGCAAAGUCACUCAGUUUUGGAAGAUUUGAGAUGUUUGGUUAAGUAUUUUAACGAAAGCCAGGCAACUAGUUUUCUAUUCAAGGAGAGUAAUAUAAUGGACAGAGAAUCAAAUCGUUCAUCUGGCUUUGUUGUUGCUCCACCCUUUCAUCAUACUGGUUUGGUAGUUGCUAGUCUUUUGCUAUUCUGCCUGUUUUCAUCUGUUAUAAAAGAAACGAAAGAUGCGAGUUUCAAAUUGCUA
This is a messenger RNA of Momordica charantia (bitter melon), 1740 nucleotides long. Its product is annotated as pentatricopeptide repeat-containing protein At1g11630, mitochondrial. The record is from RefSeq and is a predicted model, not a curated record. Lineage: Eukaryota; Viridiplantae; Streptophyta; Magnoliopsida; Cucurbitales; Cucurbitaceae. Gene Ontology annotation, biological process: mitochondrion organization; RNA processing. Gene Ontology annotation, cellular component: mitochondrion. Gene Ontology annotation, molecular function: protein binding; mRNA binding.